Spodoptera exigua (beet armyworm) is the source of this 976-nucleotide messenger RNA. The record is from the annotation of a GenBank genome assembly. Lineage: Eukaryota; Metazoa; Arthropoda; Insecta; Lepidoptera; Noctuidae.
ACGUAACCAAAAUCGAAGACCCCCGUAUUUUUCCUUUUCUCCCACGUGAAGCUCAAUUGUUGUGAAAUACUUUGUAAUUACAAGUUAAGUUUGUUCAAGACACAAUCAUGGCAGUCCGCGUCCAAUUUGAAAAUAAUAAUGAAGUAGGAGUGUUCAGUAAAUUGACAAAUUCUUAUUGCCUCGUCGCAAUCGGUGGAUCGGAAAACUUUUACAGCGUGUUUGAGGCAGAAUUGUCUGAAACCAUCCCUGUAGUUCAUGUGAGCAUUGCAGGGUGCAGGAUCAUUGGACGUAUGACGGUUGGUAACAAAAAUGGACUUCUGGUUCCGUCAUCGACAACAGACACAGAAUUGCAACACAUUAGAAACAGUUUACCGGACGCUGUCAAAGUGCAGCGUGUGGAAGAGCGACUCAGCGCACUUGGGAACGUGAUCGCCUGCAAUGACUAUGUAGCACUCGUGCACCCAGACCUGGACCGAGACACAGAGGAAAUACUAGCAGACACACUGGAUGUGGAAGUGUUCAGACAAACAGUCGCAGGAAAUGUUUUAGUCGGUUCGUACGCUGCGCUCAGUAAUCGAGGUGGACUGGUUCAUCCGAAGACCACAAUUCAAGACCAGGAUGAGUUGUCAUCUCUGCUGCAAGUACCACUAGUAGCUGGCACAGUGAACAGAGGUAGUGACGUCAUUGCUGCAGGGAUGGUAGUCAACGACUGGUGCGCAUUCUGUGGCUUAGACACAACAUCAACAGAAAUCUCAGUUAUAGAAAGUGUAUUUAAGCUGAAUGAUGCCAAGCCCACAGCCAUCACAUCAACAAUGAGAGCAUCGCUCAUUGACAGCAUGUCCUAACAGAGGACUUGAUGUACCAGACUAUUUGUGAUAUUAUUUGUGUAAAUUCCGACCCACUAUGCACAGAAAUUAUAACUUGUUGAUCAGAUUUCUUACCAAACCAAUGAGCCUUGAAUUGAAUAUUCUCCAUG